Messenger RNA from Engraulis encrasicolus (European anchovy), 2643 nucleotides. It is a transcript of the gene ccm2, whose product is annotated as CCM2 scaffold protein. NCBI's taxonomy places the organism in Eukaryota, Metazoa, Chordata, Actinopteri, Clupeiformes, Engraulidae. The record is from RefSeq and is a predicted model, not a curated record. The transcript has 10 exons. Bases 1125 to 2504 code for a protein of 459 amino acids. Gene Ontology annotation, biological process: vasculogenesis; heart development.
UGUGCACUUUUGUUUUAAAUUAAUCGAUUUAAAAGAAUGUGAGGAAACUGUUUAAAAUUGGCAGUUUCCUUGUUUAAUCGAUAUACAAAUGCUCAAAACCACCUUAUAUAAUCGUCGAUGUAAAAAUUGAAACAAGUUGUAUUCAAAGACAUUACUUGCCUGCUUACAUGAGGCAUAUUUAAUUCAGUUCUCUUCAAGCUCCUAACAGAAGCCCAGAGGGGAUGGAAAGCAAUUCUCAAAAGCCGUUUCAACAUGACCAUAUUGCCAGGUGUUGUAUGAGGGUUUUCAAAUAGACCCUGAUGCAAUGGCCCAUUGUUUGCACUGGAUUAAGGCCAGGUUACUGUAUGUCUGUCUUCUUUCUUUACUUUGGCAUAAAUGACUUUCAUAACCCUCAGUCAUGUAAAUAACAGUCAUCUAGAUAUGCACUACACUGCCUUACAAAAGCAAAGUGCAGUAACUAUGUCGACAUUGAAACUGAGAAAAAAUGCAUUCAAAGCCUUGGUUUUAGGUUGGAUAUUGUAAUUGCUGCAAAUACGACAUAGUAAAAUCUGUAAACGGGACACAUUUGGACCCUAAGGCUUUGUUAACAAGAUAUAGGAGGUCUUAUUUGAUAAAAUAUGUAGUUACUGCACUUUGCCGUUGUUGGGCAGUGCAGUGAAAAGAAUUGUACCAGAGAAAGUGAUGGAUGGAUGGAUGGAUGGAUGGAUGAAUGGAUGGGUUAACCAGUCCGGUGCUACACUCCAGCUGCAGGGUGUUUGAACACGAGUUAGUCAGUCACAACAAGCAAAGUCGUCAGUUUCAUCAUCACAGGAAGUGGCGGUUUUAGUCCUUCCUAACUGACACAGACACACGCCUGUAGCUUGGUGUGUAUCUGUCUUGUGUUUUUGUGUUUGUGGGGCUGUGUGUUUUGAAGAGAGGAGAUGCACAGAGAAGGGUGGAGGAGUGUUUGAGCGGACUAGGCCUCAGGUUACGAGAGAGAAAGAGAGAGAGAGAGAGAGAGAGAUAGAGAGAGAGAGAGAGAGAGCAGCUGUUCUGAAGACAGUUGCGGAUGUAGUCGUCUUUGUUGUCGGUCGCGGCUGUCAUUCUUUUGAGCGUCAGUCAGAUCCUUUGUGGAAGAAGCUCCCAUGGAUUACGAGCCUGGUCUGGUGUCACCGUUCAAGCGCGUCUUCCUGAAGGGGGAGAAAGGGAGGGAUAAGAAGGCGCAGGAGAAGUGCUCGGAGCGUCGAGCGCUGCACACCUUCUCCUCCACCCUCCCUGACCACCGCAUCGACCCCGACAUCCUCCUCAAUGACUACAUCGAGAAGGAAGUCAAGUAUCUGGGACAGCUGACAUCCGUCCCAGGCUACCUGAACCCAUCCAGUCGCACGGACGUGUUGCAGCUCAUAGACACUGCCAGGAAGUCUCAGCAGUUGGCGGGCCAGCUGACGUCUGAGCACGAUGCGGUGGUGAGCCUGUCUGCCUACAACGUCAAGCUCAUGCGCCGCGACACCGAAGACACCAUCCUGCGCGUGCCCAUCCACGACAUCGCAGCCGUCUCGUACAUCAGGGACGACUCUCUACACCUAGUGGUGCUAAAGACAGCCCAGGAUGCAGGUGGAUCCCCGUGUCCAGAGUUGUCCAAAUCCCCGACCAUGAGUUCCCUGUCUGAGAGUGGAGCCGUGCUGGUGGAGGCCUGCUCACUGCUCAUACUCGCCGCCGACAACAAGGGUGCUGCGGAGGAGCUGUGUCUGCUGUUGAGCCAGGUCUUCCAGAUCGUCUACACAGAGUCCACCAUCGACUUCCUGGACCGAGCCAUCUUCGACGGGGCCACCACCCCCACACGCCACCACUCGCUCUACAGCGACGACUCCUCGAGCAAAGUGGACGUCAAAGACGCCUGUUUCGAGGCAGAGGCUAGUACCUUCUCGUUCCAGAGUUCUCUGGAGGCGGGCGGCCACUCGCCGUGCCCCUCCCCAACCUCCACACCUGCGUCGCCGCAGACAACCAAGACGGCCAGCGACAGUGAACUCAGCACCACCGCCACCGAGCUGCUGCAGGACUACAUGACCACGCUGAGGACCAAGCUCUCCUCUCAGGAGAUCCAGCAGUUUGCCACCCUGCUGCAUGAGUAUCGUAACGGGGCCUCCAUCCACGAGUUCUGCAUCAACCUCCGCCAACUCUACGGGGACAGCAGGAAGUUCCUCCUCCUUGGCCUGCGUCCGUUCAUCCCGGAGAAGGACAACCAGCACUUUGAGAACUUCCUGGAGACCAUCGGCGUGAAGGACGGCCGCGGCAUCAUCACCGACAGCUUCGGCCGCUACCGCCGCGCCACCAGCUCCGCCUCCGACUCGCCGGGCGCCAACGGCAACGGGGAUGGGGCCGCGGGGGGCGGGGGAGGGGGCCCGGACGACGAGGAGGGGGCGGCGCCCUCCGAGGGGGACGAGUGGGACCGCAUGAUUUCCGACAUCAGCAGUGACAUCGAGGCCCUGGGCUGUCACAUGGAGCAGGAGGCCACGGGGCCCUGAGGAGGACAGGGGACAGAGGACACACACACACACACACACUCACCAGCAGUGACAUGGAGACUUGGAGCUGUUACACAGAGCAGCAAGCCUCCGGGCCCUAUGGGGACACACACCUAUACUUACAUUAUAUACAGUGCCC